Molecule: messenger RNA, 1059 nt
Organism: Mucor mucedo
Lineage: Eukaryota; Fungi; Mucoromycota; Mucoromycetes; Mucorales; Mucoraceae
Exons: 2
Coding region: 120-623 (167 amino acids)
Biological process (GO): inositol phosphate biosynthetic process; phosphatidylinositol phosphate biosynthetic process
Cellular component (GO): nucleus; cytoplasm
Molecular function (GO): inositol hexakisphosphate kinase activity
Source: RefSeq, a predicted model, not a curated record
UGUUGUGUGUGUGUGCUUGUUGUGUGCGUGUGUCAUUUAAUUUUAUCUUUUUUUGACGUUACCAAGGGCAAAAGAAAGAAGUGGAAAAGAAAAAGAGAAAGAAGAUACGAAUGUAAUCAAUGAAAGAUUUCAAGUCAUUUACCUUAUUACCUUUAAAGCAUAAAGCGGGAGGUCAUGUUGCGAUGUUUAGAAUACGGAAUGGACCUCUUUGUAAAGCGAUAAAGACGCAUGAAGAUGUGGUUUACAAAGACUUGAUGCAACAUGGAGGCCUUGUGCCGUUUUUACCUCGUUACAUGGGUACCAUCUAUGUUUCUUAUGCAAACGGAUACCCCGAGAUUGCUCUGGAAAGUGAUCGUCAGCGUUUAACACAGUUUCAACAGUGCUGUACCGUCAACAAGCAACAAGAGCCAACACCCAUUCUAGAGGGAGAAAAGUUUAUGGUCAUGGAAGAUUUGACACUGUCACUAAAGAAGCCUUGUAUUCUUGACUUGAAAAUGGGCACAAGACAGCACGGAGUUUAUGUUUCAGAAGCCAAAAUGGCCAGCCAAAAAGCCAAAUGUGAACAAUCCACCAGCGGUAAACUGGGGGUGCGAGUGUGUGGCAUGCAGAGACUGAACAAGUAGUUGAUUAGGUGUACCAGUUGGAUAAAGAAUCGUAUGAAAUUCAAGAUAAAUAUACAGGCCGUGUGUUGACCCCAGAGUCAUUUCGAGAGACUGUGCAUCAUUUCCUAUUGAACGGGAUUGAUUUAUGGAUACCCAUCUUGAUCAAGAAGUUAAAGGCAUUGUAUGUCGAGAUUGAAAAGAUGGCUGGAUAUCGAUUUUACGGCUCGAGUUUAUUAAUUGUAUACGAUGCAUUGAAUAUGACUGAUAUCUCUAUGAAAUUGAUUGAUUUCACACAUUGCAUUACUCGUACUGAAAUGGAAGAAAAUCAAGACAAGAUGACUUAUCCGCCCGAGAUGGGAUCCACUUAUCCAGAUGAUGGAUUUUUACAAGGCCUGAAUACAAUCAUUCAUAUUUUACAAGAAUUUUAAUAACAAUAAAUAUAUAUGUAUAAUUAUAU